Molecule: messenger RNA, 3342 nt
Organism: Monoraphidium neglectum
Lineage: Eukaryota; Viridiplantae; Chlorophyta; Chlorophyceae; Sphaeropleales; Selenastraceae
Product: Chaperone protein dnaJ
Exons: 20
Coding region: 1-3342 (1113 amino acids)
Molecular function (GO): protein binding
Source: RefSeq, a predicted model, not a curated record
AUGCUGGGCCGUCGCGCGUCCUCACCACGAUACAUUCAGGAGCACCGCGAACUGCGCACCAUACGCUCGGAGGCGCGCCGCCUGCAGCAGGAGCUGCACCUCGCGUCGGCGCGCGAGGCGGCGCUCGCGCAGCAGCUGGGCCGCAGCCGCGCUGAGGCCGCGGAGCUCGGGGCGCGCCUCGCCAGCGUCCAGGACUCGUCGCGCGCGUCGAAGCGGUCGGCGCGGGAGGCGCUGGCUGAGCUGGCGGAGGAGAAUGCGAAGCUGGUGGCUGCCUAUGAGGCUGAGAAGGAGGACCGUGCCGCAUGGGAGCAGCGGCUGCGGGCGCUGCAGCUUGAGCUGGAGGUGUCCAAACAGGAGGCACUUGAGCUGCGGCAGCAGGUGGCCCGCCUGACGUCCGCCGCGCACCAGCAGGCGGAGCGCGAGGAGGAGGAGCAGGAGCGGCGGCGGCGUGAUCAGCAGCGGGAGGAGCGGUGGCAGCGGCGUGGGGAAGAGAAGGAGGAGGAGGAGGAAGAUCAGGAGGGGGAGGGAGACCAUGGCAGCGGCAAGGAGCCGCCUCAGCUGCCUGCGGUGCAGCAGGCAGGCGGCAGCGGCCGCGACGCCGAGCGGCGAGAGUGGGUCGCGGGAGUCUGGCGCUACGGCGUUUGGCGGGCGGCUCGGGCGCGGCAGCACGCCGUGCACAACGCCAUCCCCAGCAGGCAGCGGCAGCCGUCUGCUGACGGCGGCGACGCGGAUGGCGGCCUGUUUGGCAGGUGGGACAGCGCCGGCCCCGCAGCCACGGCGGCCGAGGCGACCGCGCUGUCCGCCGCAGCGGCGGCUCUGCACCGGCUGCGGCAGCAGGUGGCGAGGCAGGCGCAGGAGCAGGGCGUCUCGCUGGCGCCCAGGGCCGUCGUCGGGGCCAGCGCCCUGCAGCACAUGGCGGAGCGCAACAGGGCGCUGGAGCGCGAACUAAUGGCGAUGCGGGCGCAGAGGGAUGCAGACCGGUCGCGCGCCGAGCAACACGGCGCUGAGCAGCAAGCCGGUGCGGCGGGCAGCCAGCCGGCGCCGCAGCAUCAGCAGCAGCGGCAGCAGGAGCAGGAGCAGCAAGGGCAGGAGCAGGGGCAGCAGCAGCGGCCAGUGCGGGUCGAGCAACAGCAGCAGCAGGCGGAGCGGGCGCAGCCGGCGCUGCGACCGGGCGAGCAGGACGCGGCGCAGCAGCAGCGGCCGGACCAGGUGCCGGGCGACGGGGACCCCCAGCAGGAGGGGCGCGGGCCCAGGGCUGACAUGCCGCUUAUGGCCCAGCGUGGCGACGGCAAGGGGACCCAGCAGCAACACUCGGCCAAGGACCAAUGCGGCCCCUCAGACCAGGAGCUCAACGGGGACGCGGAGCCCAUCGCAGCUCCUGCUGCAGCAGCCGCCACGACCGCGGCGCCGCAGCCGGACCAGGCGCACCGGCAAGCCUCGGCCGACGCGGCGGCGGCCGCUGAGGCGGUGGCGGCGCGCCAGGCGGAGGAGGUGGCGGCGCGCCAGGCGGAGGAGGUGGCGGCGCUGCGGCGCCAGGCGGCAUACCUGGCCGCGGAGAACGCGCGGCUGCAGCGGUCCGUGGCGGAGGCGGCGGCGCUCAAGGCGCGCGUUGAGCGGCUGCAGCAGGCAGAGAAGCUGAAGCAGCUGGGCAACCGGUCCUACCAGGGCCGCCAGCACCGCGCCGCCUACCGCUACUACACAGAGGCCCUGCAGCUCAAGGUGGAGGACGCCACGUUCAACGCGGUGCUGUACUGCAACCGCGCCGCGGCGCUGCAGGCGCUGGGCCACCACCUGGACGCUGUCGCAGACUGCUGCGUGGCCGCCCACCUGGACGGACGCUACCCCCGCGUGCUGCAGCGCCGCGCCGAGGCGUUUGGGGCGAUCGGGGACUAUGGCAGCGCAUGCGCCGACCUGCAAAGGCUCUGCGAGCUGGUCCAAGCGCAGCACGCCGCCCAGCAGGCGCAGCACGCCGCACGCGCCGCCGCCGGGGCGGGCGCCGGCAAAGAGGUGCACGCGGACGAGGACGGCGGCGGCGGCGCGGACGCGGCCGCGGUGCGUGAGGCGCGGGCGCGGAUGCAGGAAGCAGAGCAGAAGCUGGCCGCGCGCGGGCGGGAGGGGGUGGACCACUAUUCGGUGCUGGGGCUGCCGCCCAGCGCGACGGCGGCGGACGUCAAGGCGUCUUACAGGCGCCUGGCCCUCAAAUACCACCCGGACAAGGCCACCCACGCGUCCCACAAGGCCGCUGCUGACGUCAUCUUCAAGCUGGUCACGGCUGCGUACUCGGUGCUGUCAGACCCCCAGAAGCGCUCGGAACACGACCGCCGGCGAGCGCUGGGCGUUGGGGCAUUUGGCGGCCUGGGCGCCGCAGCCGCCGCGGCGCACGCGCAUGCGCACCGGCCGUUUGCCUCGGGGGCGGCGGGAGGGGCGGCAGGCCCCAUGAGCGACGCGGGGGACAGCAGCCGGCACUCCUACUCGACUGGCGCGUCGGGCGCGGGCUCGAGUGCCGCCAGCGACACCAGCGAUGCCGCCGCGCUCAACGCCCUCGCGGACAGGGGCGACAACAAUGAUGGCUCCAUGGACGACCUCAUGGACUCAACGCGCAAGCUGGAUGAAGGGAUCUUUGCCAUGCUCGUGCUGCUCAACAAGAACCGCGGCCUGGUGGACAUCCGCUGGGUGCUGCUGCGCAUGCUGUUCGAGUGCCUGCAGCUCUUCCGCAUUGUGUUCAACACCUACUUCACGGCGUGGUCGAUCAACAAGGAGCAGUGGGCUUUCAAAGCCAUCCACUGGGUCCUGAUCAGAGGGCUGGUGUUUCCUAAGGGCUAUGACAUGUACAUCAGGGUGUUCUACGCCCUGGCGGCCAUCGUCUUUGUCAGCCUCAUACUGGCCGCCUGGCUCGCCAUCGUCCUAAAAAAAGAUGAUGCGACAGAAGCCGGCUGGACGGGCAAGCUGAUCGCCUUUCUGCAGUUCCUGUGUUUUCUGGUCUACACGGUCUGCUGGAUCACCAUCCUGGACUUUGUCGUGUUCCGUGAGCGACACAACGAGCAGCAGCGCGCCGCAUGCUCCCACACUGCGCGCAAUUCUGCUUGCAUCGGGCGAGCCUGGGGCGCGGCGCUCCAUGACCAAGGGAUGGAAUUCAACUGCAAGUGGGCGGCCAUCGGCUCGGGCGCGUCCAACGUGGUGCACAUGUACUUCGGCAACAGCUGCCUGGCCAUGCCCCACCUGGCGCACAUGGUCUUUGCGGUGGUGGUCUUCUUUGUCUUCUGCACCGCCUGCUUGGCCCUGUCGGUUGGCGACUGCGACCUCAACCCGUUGACGCGCAACGUGCUGGCCACGCCGUCGUGA